Messenger RNA from Phycodurus eques (leafy seadragon), 3675 nucleotides. RefSeq names its product espin-like protein. Gene Ontology annotation, cellular component: cytoplasm. Gene Ontology annotation, molecular function: actin filament binding. Gene Ontology annotation, biological process: actin filament bundle assembly. NCBI's taxonomy places the organism in Eukaryota, Metazoa, Chordata, Actinopteri, Syngnathiformes, Syngnathidae. The transcript is spliced from 11 exons. The coding region runs from base 1 to 2835 and encodes 944 amino acids. The record is from RefSeq and is a predicted model, not a curated record.
AUGGUCCUCCACCCGGCCAUCCGGGCGGCCCGAGCGGGCGACCUGCACGCCCUGCGGGAGCUGGCAUCUUCCGGCCUUCUCUCAUCCGCCGUGGACGCUCAAGGCGCCGGAACCGUGCACCACGCCGCCCGCUGCGGCCGCCUGGAUUGCCUCCGCUACCUGGUGAGCGAACGCGGCCUGCCGCCCGACGCCCGGGCCGCCAACGGGGCCACGCCGGCCCACGAUGCGGCGGUCACGGGACACGUGAGGGAGCUGAGGUGGCUGCUGGACGAGGCGGGAUGCAGCGUGCAGGACCGGGAUGCGUCCGGCGCCACGGCACUGCACUUGGCCGCUCGCUUCGGUUGCGUGGAGGCGGUCCGCUGGCUGCUGUCCGUCGGAGACUCUGCGGUGGAGGAAGCGGAGACCGAGUGCGGUGCAGUGGCGGCUCACUACGCCGCCUUCAACGGCAAGCUCGGCUGCGUGGAGCUGCUUGUUGGCCACGCGCCACGGUGCGUGAACUGGCAGAUGUCCACGGGGGCCACGCCGCUCUACCUGGCCUGCCAGGAGGGACACGUGCACGUGGCCGAGUACCUGGUGGAGCGCUGCGGUGCCGACGUGCACGUGAGGGCUCACGACGGCAUGAGCUGCCUGCACGCCGCGGCACACGUGGGUCACAACCAUGUGGUGGCCUGGCUGUUGACCCACACCGACGUGAACCCAUCCUGCCAAGACCAGGACGGUGCCACCGCGCUGCAUUUUGCCGCGAGCAGGGGGCACUGUUGUGUCUUGGAGCGGCUGCUUUGCGCCGGGGCGAAGAUCUUGAAGGACUUGUGGGGCGGGACUCCGUUGCACGACGCAGCUGAGAACGGAGAGAUGGAGUGCUGCGAACGCCUGCUGGCCAGCCAGGCUGACCCCUCAGACAGAGACGUGGACGGGUUCACCCCCGCCCACCUGGCCCACUACAACGGACACCACCAGUGCGCCAGAUACCUGCGAGCCCAGGAGAACAUUGCCGCCAUCCCAUCAGUGCAGGAAGACGACAAGAAGAAGGCCGUGAACAUCAUGGACACCUUAAAGCAACCUGAGAACGAGGAGACUGUGGCGGCUAGGUACCCUCAACCUUCCAAGAGCCUCAUCCCGCACAUCGAGAAAGUCCAAACCGCCACUUCUGUGAUUAAAAGUUUACAUCAGCCAAAGAGGCCGUCGCCCGACGCCAACAACCUCCUCGCCGACAGGAAGCUCCUCGGGGACAUGAAACCCAUCGCCUCGCUCAAGCAGUCCUCCCUUUCGGAUGUCUUCACCGGACAAGCCAGUAAGAUUGUGGUGCUGCCCAGCGAGGAGGCCAACCUGGCGGACAUGGACCACCUGGUGCCCAGCCACGACGAGAAGGGCCGGCCCAUCGCCGAGUGGAAGCGGCAGGUGAUGGUGAGGCAGCUGCAGGCCCGAUUGCUCGACGAGGAGGACCAGAGGUGGAGGGAGAACGGCCAGAGCUUGUCCAAAGUCAACUGGCGCUACUCGCAGGCCCACAACGCCAUCCUGGGCCCGUCGGGCGAGCUCCUGACUGAGCACGACCUGGUCUACCUGGAGGAGCAGAUCGCCAGCGUGACACUGCGCCGCCACGCCGGCGAGGGCUACGAGCCGGAGCUGGCGCGGCUGGCCGACGAGCUGCGCCAGAUCCUGCCGGCGCCCAUCGUCAACAUCAGCGCCCACGCCCGUUUCGCCGACCCGGCCGGACGCCCGCCGCUGCUGCCCGGCUGGUGCGGCCGCAUCUCGGGCAUCGUCAAGAGCAUGUCGUUGCUCAUGAGCGACCUGGCCGAGCAGCCGCACUGCAAGAUGCCCGACAGCCAGCUGGCCAGCGUCUUCUCGCAGGCGCCCGAACGGCGGCCCUCCGGCAGGGGCCGCCGCCAGAGGAUCGAAGACGAGAUCCAGCGCUUCGGCGUGUCGGUGAGGACGCUCAAGUCCAAUUUCGAGACGCAAAACGAGCCAGAGGACGCGGAAGAAUCCUUGUCUGCCUUGACUCCAGCUCCGGAACCCGAGGGGAAGGCGCCUUGUGUGGUGGAGAGCACCAGCCUCAGGAAGGAGCGCAUCGUGGUGCUCUUCCUGGGACACUGGAAGAAGUCGGCCUACGCGGUGACACUCAAGAGCAAAGACGCCGCGGAGAGGAAGAAGAGUGGGGACGGUGGCGGUGGCGGUGGCGCGGAGAACGGCCGGGCCAAGAUGAUCAACGGCUCCUUGGGACACUUCUUCAAGCAGAGGAGCGCCGUCAACAAGAUGCUGGGCAACUGGAGGAGGAUGAUCUCCAGCGUGCCUUCGCGACAGUUACGAAGGCUCCACAGGCAGCAAGCCCUCUACUCCCCGGAACAGUUCCUCCACCGCGUGGACGGAGUGCCGCUGGAAUACGACCAGCUGACUCUGGACCUCUUCAUGCUGGGCUACUUCCACAUCCUGGAGCUAGACCUACCGGUGGACGAGCGCAAGAUGAGGCACCUCCUGUGCUUCGAAGUCUUCGACCACGUGGGCAGCUUCCCCUGGGAGCUGGUGCGCGACUUCCACAAGGCCGUCAUCCGGGACAUCGAGGCCGGCGACCGCGAGUGGAAGGACGGCUUCGAGGACCUCAAGCUCAAGUUUUUCAGUGAGGUGGCUGCUGUGUCCGAGGAGGGCAAGCCGGACGUGCGCCAGCUUCCGGAGAGUCGACCUCUCCCGAAGGUCAUCGUGCAGACGCCCACGCCGGACGAGGGCUCGGACUACGCCGGGACCGAUAUCUCCUGUUUCAGCAACGAGGAGAUAUGCCAAUACAUCGAUCGCAGUUUUGCCUUUUGGAAGGAGAAGGAGGCGGAAAUUUUUGAUUUUGAGUAGUUGCUCCAGUUUUCAUCAUUGAUACAAUCCAUUUUAUCUAUACUGUCGGCACCUUUUAUGGGCACUUGAGGACACCGUACAAAGCGUAAAACCUGACGUACAGUGAACCCCCGUUUAUUGCGGGGGAUACAUUACAAUGGAAGUAGGUGAAAUUACACCAUGUACUGGAGAGAGACAAAAUAUAAAACUUUUAAAAUACUUUUACCUCUCAAACAAAUGUCAACUUAUUGAAUUACACUUAAACUUCUUAAAAUGCACUUUUUAAAGUAUUCCUUAAUGCCUCUUCUAAUGCUAACAUAUGAUUCCAAAUGCAAUAGAUGGCCCAACUGAAAUUAGCAUCGAUGCUAUGGUAAUUAUAAACUUUCAAACGACUGCUUCACACACGGAGCAGCAACACAUUAAACAGACCAUACACCGGUUCACAGGACUAUUUAGAAUUGACUUUUAACAAUAAUUGGUUGAAUAAAACAGAACAUUCAAGAAGCAAUAAAAAAAAAAAUCAUACUCAUUGGUCUUUUUGGAUUGGGGAACUGAGACUCAGUGCUAAUCAGACUGCAAAUCGUGAUUAAAAAUGGUUAAACAGGCGAGGACUGGACAUUGCUUGGUCAAUAUGGUAUAGUCAUUAACAUUAUAGCUAAUCUGAUGUGGAAACAUCCAGAAUCAACAUUGGCACUCACACGGGAGACAAAAAUAUUUUGAAUACCAGCGCUACGACUCCUGCGGUCAUCACAGGCUUGAGUACAUACGGCACUGAAGCUUGACAUGGAUGCCGUUAGUCCCAUCAUGCUGAGAGUUUGUUUACUGUUCGCAGUGUUUCCUGACAUUUAUUGAUUGAGCCAA